CAGGGGUAAAACGGUCUUUUGCAAAAUACUCUCCAACAUGUUUCUUCAAUUAAUUAGCAAUGUGUACUUAACAAGUAUGUUUUAACUACACACAACCGCUUUAUACUGUCUGCUGUUCGGUAAGAAUCGAUAUUUUUAACAUGGAGGGAUGACGGUGGAGGAGAAUGGACCGGAGGGAUCACCGGAGGCGGAGUUCUCUCUCCUACGAAAGAAUUACUCUACUCGUUUCCCUUUUCAACAUUCUCAUAGCUCUCUUGGUUCUUCGCUGUCUCUACUCGCAGGUGUUGUUUGUAACGGCUACUAUCGUUCUUUGGGUUUCAGGUGUUGUAACGGCUUAAGCAAAGCCCAUUUGGACAUGACAGUUUGAGGGGACAGUAGGAGAGGGAUAGUUUGGCUCAUAUUGUGCUACCAUUGUUCAGUCUUGCUAAGUUGAAGUACCGGACCAAGAUGCUAACAUCUUUGGCAGUUGUAUACAAGUAUAGAUUGUUUUUUUUUGUUUCUACUUUUUGUUUGUUUGUAUCUAUAAGACAUAGGGUUUACCACAACACCUGGUUGAAGGUGAAUAUGGGAUCAGGAAUCAUGUUUUUGUCGAAUCUUGUCCAGUCAGGAAUCUUCAUUUCUUUUUCAAUCUUGUGAAGAUUCUAAAAUGUUCAACAAAUGCUUGUCUCCUGGUUGUGACAGUGAAUCUUUGAUCUGGUAAUAGCAGAGUCAGGUUGUAUGCAACAGAGAGAUACAACAGAACAUAUCUCGAUUAGUGGUAGUUAGGAUCAAAUUAGUGGUAGUUAGGAUCAAAUGCCUAUAUCCGGUAAAUAUGUUACAAAACAUCACAUUAUACUUCUGUAAUGUAUAAAUUAAUGAACAAUAGAAACAAAGCUAAAAUUGGACAGGUUCAUCAUUCAUCACACAUCUAUUCUACUAAUUAUAGACUUUUGAAUUGUGUACCUCUCUUUACUUUGUCUAGAAACCUUCUUAAUCUCAAAUAUCAAUAAUUCUUCUCUGCUUUCUUCAUUUUUCCUCUCUAUUGAUUCUUUCUUUUACCAUUUCUCUUGUAAGUUUUUUGCCUUUCUAGCUUCCUCCAAUGGAGGAUUUGAAAUUAACAGAAGUUGUAUCUCCUCCUCCAGAAGAACCUAGUGUAACAUCAAAUGUUGUUGAGUUGGAGCAACCUCAAGCAAAUGAAGCAAUGCAACAAUCUCAAGCAAAUGAAGAUUCAACUCAAAAUGGGAAAGUUUAUAUGGAUGACACUUUUUUUCCCACCAGUUUAUCAAGCAGCCAAGCAGAAGAAACACAAGAUUCUUCUUCUUAUUCUAACACUACUACUCCUGUAUUUGUUUCUGAGAUUGGUCUGCCUUCGGUGAAGACUAAGUAUAGAUCAGAGGGCACCACAACAAGAAAAAGAUCUCUAUCUUCCCAAAGAAGCCUUGGAACUCCAAGAACACUCGGAUCAUCAUCACCAUUGAGCAAUGAAACGCCCAAAAGUCUUGAUUCUUACAAAGAUUCCAUUGACACAACAUCACCUAUUGAAUCAGUUAAAGAAGCUGUCUCAAAAUUUGGAGGAAUCACUGACUGGAAAGCACAUAAAAUGCAAGUAUUAGAGAGACGCAAGUUUGUGGAACAAGAACUCAAAGAGAUUGAAGAGCAGAUUCCUGAGCACAAGAAACAAUCAGAGACUGUUGAGAUGUCAAAACUGCUAGCUGUUGAGGAGUUAGAGAGCACAAAGAGACUCAUAGAAGAGCUGAAGCUUAAUCUCGAAAAGGCGGAAACCGAAGAAAAACAAGCAAAGCAGGACUCAGACCUUGCAAAGAUGAGAGUUGAGGAGAUGGAGCAAGGAGUAGCUGGUGAAGCCAGCGUUGCAGCUAAAGCACAGCUUGAGGUGGCUCAAGCCAGACACACAUCUGCAAUUUCGGAACUGGAAUCUGUCGAGGAAGAGAUACAAACUCUGCAGAAGGAGCAUGAUGGUUUGGUGAGAGAGAAAGAUUUGGCUGUGAAGGAAGCGGCUGAAGCAGUUUUGGCUUCUAAAGAGGUUGAGAAGAAAGUUGAAGAGCUGAGUAUAGAGCUGAUAGCUACAAAGGAGUCACUGGAAUGUGCACAUUCUUCUCAUUUAGAAGCUGAAGAACUUCAAAGACUGAUGAAGAACUUCGUAUCCCAAACAGAUGUUGCUUCUGCAAAGAAGGAACUAGAAGAAGUCUAUGUGAAUAUCGAGAAAGCAACGUCUGAAGUGAAAUGCUUAAAGGUAGCAUCAUCAUCCUUAAGAGUUGAAAUUGAGAAAGAGAGAUCAGCGCUUGAAUCAAUCAAACAAAGAGAAGGGAUGGCAUCAGUAGCGGUUGCAUCACUAGAAGCUGAGAUAGACAUAACAAGAUUCGAGAUAGCUCUUGUUGAGUCCAAGGAAAAGGAAGUCAGAGAAGAGAUGGUGGAGCUACCAAAGCAGCUGCAGCAAGCAAGUCAAGAGGCUGAUGAAGCGAAAUCAUUUGCUAAACUUGCGAGUGAAGAGCUGAGGAAGUCUCAAGAAGAAGCAGAGAAAGCAAAGGCUGGAGCAAGUGCAAUGGAGGGGAGAUUACUUGCAGCUCAGAAAGAAAUUGAAGAUGUUAAGGCUUCAGAGAGGUUCGCAUUAGCUGCUAUCAAGGCGUUGCAAGAGAGUGAAUAUGAUUUGGAAGAAAAGAAUAGUGUGACACUGACGUUAGAGGAGUACUAUGAGCUUAGCAAGCGUGCUAAAGAGGCAGAAGAAAGGGUUGCAGCAGCGGUUUGUGAGAUUGAGGAAGCUAAAGAAGAGGAGAAGAGAAGGUUGGAGAAGUUGGAAGAAGUGAAUAAGGAGAUGGUUUUGAGGAAGGAAAGACUUGCGGAAGUAACUGAGAAGGCUGAGAAGGCUAAAGAAGGGAAGUUAGGUGUAGAACAAGAGCUGAGAAAAUGGAGAGAAGAACACAAAGUAAAGAGAAAGAAUGUUGAAAAUGGAGUGAAAAUAGAGGAAAGUCAUGAAAGAAGCUUAGAGGGUUCAAAGGAGAAAGAAAAUGAGUCUAGUGGAACUGAAACAAACACAAUCCCACCUGAGAUUCCUGUAAAGAAAAAGAAGAAAUUUUUUCCAAGAAUUUUUAUGUUCUUGAUGAAGAAGAAGAAGUCACCCAAGUGAGUUUGAUGUGAAGAAGUUGAUUAUGUAAAAUUAUAUUAAAUGUUUUACUAAUACUAUAAAAGAAAUCCUCAGUUUUAGAUAAUCUUUCUUCAUGAUACAUCUUCCAACAUACUUCUUUUCUUUCAUUUCCCAGUUAUAUUAGUGAAAAUUGGAAAGCUAUUAAUCUAAAUGAAAGAUUAAAAAUUGGAAAAUGAAAGUAUUCAGAAUCUCCCACAAGAAAGCAUUAAUCUAAAGCACCUAGAGCUAAGCUAUGUUUACCUCACUUGUAUGCAGAAUAAAAAAUCUGUAAGUUAAUAAGUUAAAAAAAAUAUUUAUAUCUUCCUAUAUAUUAGAUGAGAAGUCACUUAAAUGACUUUUGCCUAGGUGUAAAUCAUAGAGAAAAUUUAGGAAAAUUGUUAUAAUUUGAUUGUUUGAAAGAUAAUCAAUUUUUAUUAUUUUAAUUAGAUCUAAAAUAAAAGGUAAGUCUAGAACUAAUUAAUAUUACUUACCAACUAGUCUAAAUAAUAUUACAAAUAAUAAUUUAUGGUAACUAAUUGUCAAAAUUAAAAAAUUGUAAUAAUGUUUGAUUAAUUGUUUUUAUAUUUAUGUAAUACAUAAUAUAAUUAGUCGAACACAAUUUAUAGAAAUCGAUAUAAUGAUUUCAUAUUCUUAUAUAAAACAUUAUAUUCAUAUAUAAAGAAUUAUAAUAAUUAUUAAUGUCUUAUAAUUUCCAUAUAUGUUUUAUAAGUCAUUUAAAAAAAUAAAGCAUUUAUAAAUUAUCUAUCAUAGCUUACAAAAUUAUUUUAUCUUAAUUUUAAAUUAUUUAUAUGAGUUUAUAAAACAUUUAUAAAAAAAUAAAUUAUCCUAUAUAUUAAAAUAGAAGUCACUUAAGUGAAUUUUGCUUACAUGUCGAUUAUUUAUGAAGUCUCGAGAAAUAUUUUUAUAAUUUGCUUAGUCGAUAAUUUUUAAUUUUAUUUUAGAUUUAAAAUAAAAAAUCUAGAUCUAAUUAAUAUCACUUGCCAAAAAUCUAAAUUAUAUUACAAAUACUGAUUUAUGGCAACUAAUUGUUGAAAUUAUAUAAAGAAUAUUAACGCCUGAUCAGUUCAUUUUUAUAUUUAUAAACUACAUAAUAUAAUGAGCGGAACUUUAUAAAUUUUAUUAUUUUAAUUAUAUCUAAAAUAAAAGACAAGUCUAAAGCUAAUUACUAUCACUUGCCAAAUAACAUAAAUGAUGUUACAAAUAAUAAUUAAUGGUAGCUAAUUUUCAAAAAUAUAGAAAGUGUAAUAAUGUUUGAUCAAUUAUUUUUAUAUUUAUAUACUACAUAAAAUAAUAAAUAUAAAACAAUUUAUAGAAAUCAAUAUAAUGAUUUCAUAUUCAUAUAAUAAUAUAGUUGUAUCUAUAAUAAUUACUAAUAUCUUAUAAUGUCCAUAUAUGUUUUAUGAAUAAUUAGGCUUUGAAGAUUGAAAUGAUUAUAUUUAACGGAUCGUGUGAGAACUUUGAUUAAAAAAAUUGCAUUUAAGUCAAAUAAUAUAGUGAAUAAGGUAAUGUUAUGGUUGAAAAUAAUUUUAAGAUGAAUUUUUGGUUCGUUGAUUAUAUGUGUUGUAUUGCUAUUUAGAGAAAGAAAUAAAUAUUUGGCAAAAAUAUGUUAAAAAUUAGGAAAACAUUAGCAAAAGUUUAAUAAAAAAAACGAAAUGAUAACGAGAAAAAUAAGAAGAUGCAUAAUAUGUAUUGAAGAAGUUAAUGUGAUAGUUACAUAUAUAUAUUUCACAAGCAUUUGUUAUUAGUAAAUAUUCAUCAAUUAUUUUUACAUCAAAUUUAUAUAAACUUUACUAUUGAUUUUU
Molecule: messenger RNA, 4941 nt
Organism: Brassica napus (rape)
Lineage: Eukaryota; Viridiplantae; Streptophyta; Magnoliopsida; Brassicales; Brassicaceae
Product: protein WEAK CHLOROPLAST MOVEMENT UNDER BLUE LIGHT-like 1
Exons: 2
Coding region: 1079-3121 (680 amino acids)
Source: RefSeq, a predicted model, not a curated record